Homalodisca vitripennis (glassy-winged sharpshooter) is the source of this 756-nucleotide messenger RNA. Its product is annotated as DNA replication ATP-dependent helicase/nuclease DNA2-like. The transcript is spliced from 5 exons. The annotation marks the transcript as partial. The record is from RefSeq and is a predicted model, not a curated record. NCBI's taxonomy places the organism in Eukaryota, Metazoa, Arthropoda, Insecta, Hemiptera, Cicadellidae.
AUCUCUUAGUGAAUUUGUUCCCAAGAUUCAUGCAUUUGUUCAGAAAUAUAUCAAUAACAGCAGUGCAGUUACUCAACCAACCAAUUGGAACAGUAAAGAAUCAUGGAGUGGAACCAUUACAGAUGUGGCAGACAUUGAAGAAAACAUCUGGACUCCCAAAUUGGGAAUUAAAGGAAAAGUAGAUGUCACAGUCAAAACACAUAAACAAAACAUCAAAAAGGUGAUGCCUCUGGAACUGAAGACAGGUAGAGCAUCAUUCUCAGCUGAACAUAGAGGCCAGGUGAUCCUCUACACCAUGAUGAUGUCAGAACUGGGGCAGACCGUGGACUCGGGGCUCCUGCUCUAUCUUAGGGAAGGGGUGAUGAAGGAGGUGAAGGUUGGGGUGGCGGAACGUCGGGAUCUGAUGUUGCUGCGCAAUCAGCUUGUGAGCGAAUUGCGAGCCAGCCAUCGUGUUGUCAUAGCUGACAACAAUCAGGUAGCGCCACCCUCCCUGCCGCACCCCAUUAACCAUCACUCUGCCUGUGCCAAGUGUCCCUACCUCACCCUGUGUUCGUCUGCUCUCAGAGUGAGUGGAUCCGAAGAGUUGUCGGACACAAAUCCGUUGCAAGGCCUCUCCGUAGCGAGCACUGCUCACCUACAGAUGGAGCACAUGCUGUAUGUGUUCCACUGGACAGGCCUACUGAGGUUAGAGCACACAGACAAUCAGCUACGGAGCCCAGCUCUGCACGAUAUCUGGACACUGCCUCCUGCCGAAAG